GGUUGUUUAUUUGUUAGAUUUCAAAUGACACCUACGCUUUGUCUGACUUUAUAUUGUAUAAAAUAAGACACUUGGUGUGAAUUCUCUUCAUUGGACAAGUGAUUUGUCAAGGAUAAGAGAAAAUCUAAGUUGAAAAUAACGAUACCAAUCCUAACUGGAAUAAUACUUUACUUAACAAAAUGAUGCAUUCAAUACAGUUUCUUACGAUCGUAGCGUGUUUAACAGCGGUCGUUAAUGCAACUCCAUUGAAGUCAUUGUCAACUAUUAACGAAGCAUGUAUUGAUGAUGCGGAUUGUAAUGGAACAAGUUUAUGCCUACGACCUGGCUUUCAAAGGCCGACACGACAAGCACAGAAAUAUUGUUAUCAAUGCAAUUGCACAAUGUUUGAACAAUGUAAACUGAUUUGUGGUAUAGAAAACGAACGAUUGAUCUAUUGUGACUGCGCUGGAUCAGGAUUCACGGGAAAAUUGUGUGAAACAAAUAUUGACGACUGUGAUGACAGUUAUUGUUUAAAUGGCGGUACGUGUGUUGAUGGAGUGAAGAAUUACACAUGCUCUUGUCCACUUGGUUACACAGGCAGACAUUGUGAAAUUAAUAUUGACGACUGUGACGAAAGUAAUUGUUUAAAUGGCGGUACAUGUGAUGAUGGAGUGAAUAAUUAUACAUGUGCUUGCCCAUCGAGUUAUACAGGCAGAAAUUGUGAAAUAUCGCUGUUUGAAACAUGCAACGAGAACGAUGAAGCUGGUGAAGUUCAUGGAAGCGCCACACCACAAUGCAUUACCUCAUCAGGGUACCCUCUCUUAUGGUACAGUAAUAACCUUGAAUUAACUUGGAACAUAUUUUGUCCGGCUGGACAGAGAGUCCGAGUAUUUUUUCUUGACUUUGUUGUAGAAAGAUAUUAUGACGAUGUCCGCUUAUCAAAUGGUGAAUGCACAGGUUCUAAUUGUCCAAAUGACAUCCUUAUCUUAUCUGGAAAUGCUGAUCCAACAUACGAGUUCAUCGAUAAUGCUAAUUUUUAUUAUAUACAAGAAACAUAUGAUGCCAUACAAGUAUCGUAUUUCUCUAAUGGCAAUGUUCUAACCAUGGUUUUUAACUCGGAUUCUAGCGAAAAUGGAAAAGGCUUCAAGGCGGAGUACAACUGCGUGCCGUAGUAAUGCAAGACAGUGUAAAUAAUAUAUGAGGGAAAUAUUCACAGAUUUGUGUGAAUCGCUUGUACUUACUUUUUUGUUAUGAUUAAUGCUUCCGAGGGAUUACACUUUUUUCCAGAUUUUAUAUAAAGUUUAACAUGUCUGUUUUAAAUGAACAUUUUUGGGGAUUUAUGUACGAUUGGAUGCUUCUAUAUAAAUGUACUGUAAUGUGAUUAAUUUAUACUUAUAUGUAUUGUAUAACUGGGAUACGUAUGUAUUUCUUACA
Molecule: messenger RNA, 1413 nt
Organism: Ruditapes philippinarum (Manila clam)
Lineage: Eukaryota; Metazoa; Mollusca; Bivalvia; Venerida; Veneridae
Product: fibropellin-3-like
Exons: 10
Coding region: 180-1151 (323 amino acids)
Biological process (GO): establishment or maintenance of epithelial cell apical/basal polarity; heterophilic cell-cell adhesion
Cellular component (GO): plasma membrane; protein-containing complex
Molecular function (GO): calcium ion binding
Source: RefSeq, a predicted model, not a curated record